UUCGACUAUGGUGUCCAGCGCAGUAGCCUACGCAGGAUCGCCCGCGGGCCACAUGCCCGUCAAAAGUACAUUCGACUUCACCUUCAGCCAACCGUUCCAGACGGCAUGCGACUUUGUGCCGCCCGAGCACGCCCUGCCGCGGAUUGAGCCCGAGCGGCCCAUCUUUGUCGACAACAAGACAGACCGCACUCUCACAUUCGGCCAAAUCUCCAAGGAUGCGCUCGCCCUCGCGUCGGGGCUACUGAGCCUGGGGCUGGACCCCAACAAUACCAUCAAGCUGCCCCCAACCCCGUCGUGCCCCCCCGGCCCCGAGAUCGCCCCGGUUGUGCUGAUCCAGCUGCCCAACUGCCUCCCUUUCGCCCCAGUCUUCUUCGGCACCCUCGCCUCUGGCAUGACCGCCACUCUGGUCUCACCUGCCCUGACCAGCGAUGAGAUCGCCUGGAUCCUCCAGAAUGCCCGUCCCCGCGUCAUCAUCACCGCCACCGCCUGCCUCCCCGCCAUGAAAUCCGCGCUUGCCAAGCAGCCAGACACCUCCUACUUCUCGUCCAUCCCCGUCUUCACCGUUGACACAGCAGCCGACACCUACCCCUCGGCACAAGCCUCCCCGCCUCCAGCUCCCUCCGACUGGCGCUCCCUGCUCUCCGCGUCUCCCUCCCACAAACUCACCCACGCAGCAACAACCACGUCAUCACCCAUCUUCCCCCCCUCCACUGCCCCCUCCCGCACAGCCGUCAUCCUCUGGUCGUCCGGAACCUCGGGCCGCUCCAAGGGCGUGCUCCUCUCGCACCACGCGCUCAACUUCUCCAUCGCCUCGCUCUGGCACGACGCAGAUUAUUUUGGGGUCAAACCCCAGCGCCAGGCCUGGCUCGGCUAUGUGCCUUUCUACCACGUGUUUGGCCUCUGCAACGUCUUUCUCCUGGCCGUCGCCACGGGCAGUACGGUGUACACCAUGCCCUCGUUCCACCUCGAGACGGUGCUGAAGGCGAUCCGGGACCGCAGGGUCACGUACAUGCACAUGGCGCCGCCCGUGGCCGUCAUGCUUGCCAAGGCGGCCGUCGUGGAACCGUACGCGCGGGGAGGCGGGUUCGCGUCGGUUGUGGCGGGCGUGACGGGCGGCGCGCCGCUGGGUCAUGAGGUUGUCGAGGAGGUGUAUAAGCGGUGUGGGUUCCGGGUGAGGUUGGGGUAUGGGCUGAGCGAGACGUGCAGCACCGCGCUGCAGAGGGGCUGUGGGGAGAACGAGAUGCGGGAGCAGGCGGGAGAUACGGGGAGGCCGCAUUGGGGGGUCGAGGUGAUGAUUGCGGAUGGGGAGGUGUAUGCGAGGAAGGAGGGGGAGAAGACGACGGCUGCGGGCGUGGAUGUCGAGGGGGAGGUGCUGGUGCGUGCCGCGGGGUUGUUGUCGGCGUACUUGCCUGUCGAGCUGUACUCUGGGGAGAAGAAGAUGGAUAUGUCGGUUACCGAAGAGGCGCUGACGGCGGAUGGGUGGUUCCGGACGGGCGAUGUGGGCGCGCUGAAUUCCGACGGCCGGCUCAGGAUUACCGACCGGCUGAAGGAGCUGAUCAAGGUACGCGCGUACCAGGUGGCGCCCGCAGAGCUGGAGGCCGUACUGUGCAGCAGCGAGGCGGUUGCCGACGCGGGUGUCAUCGGCAUCUACGACAAGAGCGAGGCGACCGAGUGGCCCCGCGCGUUUGUGGUGCCCCGCGCCGGAAAGAACAACAUGUCCGGGGCGGACCUCGAGAAGCUGGCUGGCCAGCUCAAGGUGCUGGUCGAGGGCCGCACGGCAAAGUACAAGUGGCUAAUGGGCGGCAUCGUGUUUGUGGACCAAAUCCCCAAGAGCCCCAGCGGCAAGAUUCUGAGGAGAGUGCUGAAAAACGGAGGCGAAGAGACCAAGGGCGUCGAGGUGAAGCUGUACGAGAAGAAGCGGCGGGAUGCGAAGCUAUAGUGAGUCAUGUCAACGCCGUUUCAAGAUAUGUAGAAUUGAACUUCGACCCUGCUUUUCUCGCACGCUUCCAUUUUCGUACUCCCCGAGUCUCCUUCCUUUAUCAAGAUAUCAUAGUCAAUAGCAGACCCGAUCUGGCUUCGACCUCGAGGUACAACAGAGAGGACAAAUACAACUGAC
Parathielavia appendiculata is the source of this 2116-nucleotide messenger RNA. Its product is annotated as acetyl-CoA synthetase-like protein. The coding region runs from base 8 to 1939 and encodes 643 amino acids. The record is from RefSeq and is a predicted model, not a curated record. Gene Ontology annotation, molecular function: CoA-ligase activity. The transcript has 2 exons. NCBI's taxonomy places the organism in Eukaryota, Fungi, Ascomycota, Sordariomycetes, Sordariales, Chaetomiaceae. Gene Ontology annotation, biological process: secondary metabolic process.